Drosophila grimshawi is the source of this 961-nucleotide messenger RNA. RefSeq names its product fatty acid-binding protein, muscle (gene fabp). Gene Ontology annotation, molecular function: fatty acid binding. The record is from RefSeq and is a predicted model, not a curated record. NCBI's taxonomy places the organism in Eukaryota, Metazoa, Arthropoda, Insecta, Diptera, Drosophilidae. The coding region runs from base 312 to 707 and encodes 131 amino acids. Gene Ontology annotation, cellular component: cytosol; nucleus. Gene Ontology annotation, biological process: fatty acid transport. The transcript is spliced from 3 exons.
AUGACACAUAGCCUUUUUAUAAGCAAUAAUCUUAUUUAUCAGUUUGCUUAAAAUAAAUACAUUUUCCACCUUUAUUUGUCAUAAAUUCAUUUUUACCCAUAUCGAUUUCGCAGUCAUAAAACUUUGAGCUCUCUCUCUCUCUCUCUCUCUUUCCUUCUAUCUCAUUUGAGAACUUCACUUAGAGCUUUUACUCAAAUCGUCUCAUCUGGCAACGCUGUGAGUCUAUAUAAAGUUCAUACAAGCGCGAGCUCUCAUCAGUGGUGGUCCGAUUUUCGUGAAGCGCAAUUCAAGCAACCCAAUCUCUAUUCAAAAUGGCAUCUUUCGUUGGCAAGAAGUACAAACUGGACAAGUCCGAGAACUUCGAUGAGUACAUGAAGGAGUUGGGUGUCAACAUGGUGCUGCGCAAGAUGGGCAACUCGGUUAGCCCCACUGUGGAGGUUACCGUGGAUGGUGAUACAUACACCAUGACGACCACAUCGACUUUCAAGACCUCUGCCAUUAGUUUCAAGCUGGGCGAGGAGUUCGAUGAGGAGACUCUCGAUGGCCGCAAGGUCAAGAGUAUCAUCACCCUCGAUGGCAACAAGCUGACCCAGGAGCAGAAGGGUGACAAGCCCUCGACCAUUGUGCGCGAGUUUAGCGACAGCGAGCUGAUUACCACGCUGACCAUUGGCGCCGUGAAGAGCGUGCGCGUCUAUAAGGCAGUCUAAGGAGCAUUUUUCACUGCGCGCAACAUGACUGAAUUUUCUAUCGAUUGUCUAAACAGCUUUUGCAUUACGAACUAACUAAUUCCCCAGUUUAGUAAUAAUACGUACAUAUAUUGUUAUUGAUUAACAGCUAAAUGAAAAGAACUGCACAUUAAUUCUAAUGUUUAUUUAUAAACACAUGCAGCUGCAUUAAGCAUCUGAAUGACAUCUGAAAAACUUUCAAAAUGCAUUUGAAUAAAACUAAAAUUUCGCUUAAA